Lynx canadensis (Canada lynx) is the source of this 2421-nucleotide messenger RNA. RefSeq names its product interferon related developmental regulator 1 (gene IFRD1). The transcript has 10 exons. NCBI's taxonomy places the organism in Eukaryota, Metazoa, Chordata, Mammalia, Carnivora, Felidae. The coding region runs from base 245 to 1336 and encodes 363 amino acids. The record is from RefSeq and is a predicted model, not a curated record. Gene Ontology annotation, cellular component: nucleus.
GGCCCAGCCCGCCCCGCCUUAGCUCCCGCGCUAGAGAGAAACAUGUAUCGUUUCCGAUCACAGCUCUUCACCGGGAUUUCUGCUGCUGCCACCGCCCACUCUUACCCCCGCCGCUUCUCGCCUCUGUUGUUAGCUGAAGACUCGCCUCUUAGCCGCCCUCCGCACAGACGCACGAGUAAAAAGUGCAGCUCCAUCGGCUGAUCUUUGCUAAGCCCUGAGUUUAGGCGGCACCGGGCGUCCCACGAUGCCGAAGAAUAAGAAGCGGAAUACUCCCCACCGCGGUGGCAGUGGUGGCAGCGGCUCAGGGGCAGCUGCAGCGACGGCGGCGACAGCAGGUGGCCAGCAUCGAAAUGUUCAACCUUUUAGUGAUGAGGAUGCAUCGAUUGAAACAAUGAGCCAUUGCAGUGGUUACAGCGAUCCUUCCAGCUUUGCUGAAGAUGGACCAGAAGUCCUUGAUGAGGAAGGAACUCAAGAAGACUUAGAGUACAAAUUGAAGGGAUUCAUUGACCUGACCCUGGAUAAGAGUGCGAAGACCAGGCAGGCAGCUCUUGAAGGUAUUAAAAAUGCACUGGCUUCAAAAAUGCUUUAUGAAUUUAUUCUGGAAAGAAGAAUGACUUUGACUGACAGCAUUGAACGCUGCCUGAAAAAAGGUAAGAGUGAUGAGCAGCGUGCGGCUGCAGCACUAGCAUCUGUUCUGUGUAUUCAGUUGGGCCCUGGGAUCGAAAGUGAAGAAGUUUUGAAAACUCUUGGACCAAUCCUAAAGAAAAUAAUUUGUGAUGGAACAGCUAGUAUCCAGGCUAGGCAAACUUGUGCAACUUGCUUUGGUGUUUGCUGUUUUAUUGCUACAGAUGACAUUACUGAGCUGUAUUCAACUCUGGAAUGUUUGGAAAAUGUCUUCACCAAGUCCUACCUCAAAGAGAAAGACACUAAUGUUAUUUGCAGCACCCCUAAUACAGUGCUUCACAUCAGCUCGCUUCUCGCAUGGACAUUAUUAUUGACCAUAUGCCCGAUCAGUGAAGUGAAGAAAAAGCUUGAGAUGCAUUUCCAUAAACUUCCAAGCCUCCUGUCUUCUGAUGAUGUAAACAUGAGAAUAGCUGCUGGUGAAUCUUUGGCACUUAUGUUUGAAUUGGCCAGAGGGAUGGAGAGUGACUUUUUUUAUGAAGACAUGGAGUCUUUGACUCAGAUGCUUAGGGCUUUGGCUACAGAUGGAAACAAGCACCGUGCCAAAGUAGACAAGAGAAAGCAGCGGUCCGUGUUCAGAGACAUCCUGAGGGCAGUGGAGAAUCUGAAAAAUAAAAGCCUCCAAGCUCGAGCAGACGUCUAUGUUAAAAAUUGAUCCUUUUGAUCGUACAAUUUUAGUGCGGUGGUGUCCCCAAAUUAAGCAAGGCAUUUUCUUGAAUAACUACAAACUACUCCUCUAUUUGGAUAAUGUCACCGCCAAAGAUAAGAUAAUGGUGUGUUCUAUGUUUUCUGGAUUAGACCUGAUGUCAGAUUUUCUGUCUUGAUGCAUCCUUUCUGGAUCAAAGAUUGUAAGGCUCAGCAGGAUUUGAGCAGACCCUGUUGACAAGCCCCUCGGCCUGAGCAGCCACAGCACGCAGCACUGAUUGUCCUAAGACACAAGCCAGAUCGCAGUGCACACCAGCCUUAACAGGCCUCUCAUGUGCCCCCCACCCCUGCCCAGCACCUCCUACAAGUGAAAGCCCUUUCUUUGCCUCAUAAUUCUUCCCUGCAGUGCUCUCCCCUUAGGCCUUCUCCACCCUCCCCUCUCCACCUCAGGAUUUCCCUUCCUCCCCUGCCCUUUGCCUGGGUUCCCUCUUCUCCAGCUCUGCUUCACUGUACCUGCUGAAGAAAGGUCUGUCCUCACAGCCUUGCUAAGUGUUCUUGUUUCUUAACUUUCACUGGAACCCAGCUUUCUCUGAAGGACCCUGCUUCCUUGAUGGAUCUUUUAAAUGAAGCUGAUUAAACUGCUGUAGAGGAGAGUUCUCCAUUUUAGGUGUGCUUGUUGCUGCCCAUCCUUUCUUUUCAUCUGGAAAUCUUUCUUUAAGCUCAUGUGUGUCUUAAUCAGCAAGCAUUUAAUACGUUAGGUGCCUUGAUACAAAGUUUUCUUAUUUCUGUUCCAUUAUAACACUUGAGCAACACAGUUAUUUUUUUAAGGAAAAAUGGAGACCAAAGGCAGAAAGAACAGUAAGUAGCACAGCUGGAAUUUGAACCCAUUGUACUGUGCCAUCAACAGGGCCACAUGCUGCAGAUCGGUCAAGUGAGAGAGAGUGAAGGAAGUGUCCAUUGGAUUUGUCAUUCGGUCAUUGGUGGGUGACCUUUAUAAGAGCAGCUUCAGUAGAGUGAUGUCAGGAAACCUUGACUGAAGGGGAUUGGAAAGUGAAGCAGUGGAGAUGUUGUGUUUUGACUGUUCUUUUUUUUUUU